Molecule: messenger RNA, 2364 nt
Organism: Lonchura striata (white-rumped munia)
Lineage: Eukaryota; Metazoa; Chordata; Aves; Passeriformes; Estrildidae
Source: RefSeq, a predicted model, not a curated record
AUGACGUGCUGCUGCCUGCCUGUGGCUGACGAGCCCACCUCCCCCAAGAAGGCGAGGAGCAUCCCUGCACACCAGGAGCUGGAGCACUGGUUCUCACCCCCGUCCCCCGAGUGGGCCAUCGUGAGGGUCAUCCCCGAGGAGGAGAUGGCUGAGCACAACCUCCUCGCUGUUCGGGUCAUGGUCACCAGUGAUGCUAGCAGCUCUGACCUGGAGUCUGAUUUCAACGGGGACUCCUCGAACUCGGAGGUGAGCGAAGGCCAGACAUCGCUGCCGGAGCCCCCUGCCUGCUCCAGCCCCAUCCAGAGGUGGGCAUCACUCACCAGGAACCCCGUGGUGCCCCAGGAAAGCUCCAAAACAUCCAAAGUCGCUGAUGUGGCAGACUUCAUUUCAGACCAAGUCAAUGCCAGUGGGAAGGUAAAAGCUGUGUCUUUUGCAGGCUUUCCUCUGCUGUCCAGCAAGAAACCUGGGCUGCACAGGAGGGACAGCUCAGCCAGCUGCCAGAGUGGUGCUGCAGAGGAGCGCUCCCAAACACAGAGCAGCACCACAGGUUCUCCACAAACACCUCUUUGCAAUGAGGCAUUGGCUGCUGACUUUUAUGAGCCUGAAGACACAGACAGUGACACUGGGACAAGCUCAGCCUGGGACUGGAAGGAAAAACCACGGAAAUACACCUCUGAACAAGAGCACUUUAACAGCAAGGCAAAAGAACUGUCAACUCUGUAUUUGAAAGAGAAAGAUGGCAAAAAUACCAGGCACCCAGAACAAAAGCUGGAGCAAGAAUUAAAGGAGGCAAAACAGAAGCAGGGGCUUCAUAAACAGCAGCCCUUGUAUGGCUCAAACAGGACAGACCCAGGUGGGAGCAGUCCAGGGUGUGGAAACAACAGAGCCCCAUGGGCUCUGGAGAAGAAGGAUGAUGGCUGGAGAAAAGAGAUGUUCAAACGCUCCAGCUGUCCUGGGCCUCUCUUAUUUGCAGAUGCUGCUCCACCAGCUCCAUCAGUGGACACAAAGGGUGCUCUGAGUAUUCCAGAUGUGGUUCCCAGGGAGUAUGCAGCCGCCCAGCCAAAAUCCCCACUGAGGCUCAUAGCCAAUGCUAUCAGAAGGUCAAUUUGGGAGCCUCUAACCUCAGCCCCAGAAGGAUUAAAGCAGGACUUGGACAGCAAAGUCAAAGCCUCUUCAGAACAAGCCUUCUUCAGCUUCCCCAGCACUGCUGGGUAUUCCCUAAGCCAAAGGAACAGGAACAACAAUAACACUCAGUCACAGGAUCCUAAAAUAAGAGAGUGGGCAGGAAAAUAUGUAGGAGAUGGGAACCCUAACUCAAAUCGAUCUCAUUCUUCUGUGGGCUCAGAAGGGCUAUCCCUAAGGGGUUACAGGGAGGAGGUGUCUUUCACACCCCACAGACCUUCCAAGACAACCCAUAUACCUCAGAAACCAGCUUGCACUAGGAUGGAGGAAGUCCCAGGACUCCUAGAAAAGUUUACCUUUGAAGACAGUCCUCUAGGGACUCCCAUGGAUGAAAUAUGUAUCCGUAAGAAAAAGUCCACUCUUCUUUCAUCUCCAGAGCCCAAGAACUCCUUCCAUGACAGCCUGGAUGACACUGCACAAAAAGGGUCACUCUUCAAUAGACUGAGAAGCAAAGCUCUUGAAAGGGAACAGAAUUCCUUAGUGUCAUCUCUGUCCGUCAUUAAGCAUCAUUCUCCAGAAAGGUUGUGUCAUCCUUUCAAAGGAUAUGAAUACCUACCUAUCAGAAAACAAGCCAUUGAGUAUUCUACUUCAUCCUCUGAUGAGGAAUUUGAAUCCAAGCCUUCAUUAACACACAAGGCAAAAAGGGCUUUCAGAAAGAGAAGGAAGCUGGAGAAGGAGACAAAGCAGCUGAUUAAACAAGAGGAGCUGAAGAGGCUUCACAAAGCACAGGCAAUCCAGCGCCAGCUGGAAGAACUGGAGGAAAGACAAAGAACUUUGGAGAUUUUUGGUGUCGAACUGGAGAGAGAACUAAGAGGAGAAGCAGAUUCAGGCACAAAGGAUGAAAAUCAGAUGCUAUAUGAAUGGUUUGAGCUGGUCGUGGAGAAGAAUAAAUUAAUGCGUUAUGAGUCUAAGCUCCUGAUUAUAGCCCGAGAGCUAGAAUUGGAGGACCACCAAAGCAGGCUGGAACAAAAGCUGAGAGAGAAAAUGGCCAUUGAUGACAGCCUUAAAGAUGAGAAGGAUCUGAACGAGGAGGCUGAAAUUUUUACUGAGAUGAUGAAAGUGGUUGAAGAAAGGGACAGACUCGUGUGUGCCUUAGAAGAGCAGAGAGUGAAAGAAAGAGCAGAAGACCAGCACCUCGAAAGCCCUAUAUUAUCUACAGGUUAUCAGCUAAGCAGGAUUUAA